Messenger RNA from Bombyx mandarina (wild silkworm), 2411 nucleotides. RefSeq names its product E3 ubiquitin-protein ligase rfwd3.S. Gene Ontology annotation, biological process: interstrand cross-link repair; protein ubiquitination. NCBI's taxonomy places the organism in Eukaryota, Metazoa, Arthropoda, Insecta, Lepidoptera, Bombycidae. The record is from RefSeq and is a predicted model, not a curated record. Gene Ontology annotation, cellular component: nucleus. Gene Ontology annotation, molecular function: ubiquitin-protein transferase activity; protein binding.
GAUGAAAAAGCGGUUUAUUUUAUAAAAAUUGACAAGAAAUAAUACACAAUAAGCAUUAAAACCAACUAGUAUUAGCACAUGAAUUAAUGUACGUAAAUAACGAAAUUAAUUUGUCCACUAAAUGUUACAAAAUCUAAUCUUAACGAAAUAAAAGUUAAAACAAAUGGCCAUCAAAUAAAUGUAAACAAUACCUACGUAAAAUUUUACAAACAAAAAAUUGUUUCCGCUUAACAAAAAACUUUUUUUCAUUGAUACAUUUAACGGAUAUUAGUGAUUGUUGCAGCUAUUGACCUGUGCAAAGGGUAACCCAAUGACUACGAAAAAUGAGCCAGUAUCCCACCGCACAGAGCCAGGGCACAGAGUCACCGGGGAGUCCAAAUAUAUUCGAAGAACCGGAGCAAAGCUUCGCAGCAGCAGAGAAUGACAACCAGAUAGAUCUGCCAUCGACUAGUCGAAACCAUGAUCACGAUCCCUCCGAGGGUCCGUUAGAUGUGCCCAGCGAUGAGCCCAUACAAAUAGACUUGGCCGGUCCCUUGAGGUACGACAACGAUGACAGCAACGACACGGUGCUGAACAUCAUCAUUAACGGACCAGGACACCUCCCGGCUCAGAGCGAGGACAGCAACCUCACCGCAUUCAGCGAUGAGAGCACGAGACAAUCUAUAAAUGAAGAUUCGAAUAGUUGCGCUUCGAUCAGAUUGAACCCCAGGCCCCCUGAUGACAUCGAACCCCCAGCCAAACUCAGGAAGAUGAACGAAGUCGAAGAGGUCGACGGCGAAACCUGCCCGAUUUGCUUGGACUCGUGGGGUAACUCCGGUGACCACAGGCUAGUAGCACUGCGAUGCGGUCACCUUUUCGGUUCAGAGUGUGUGGAGCGCUGGCUAAAGGCUCAGAAACUAAAAGACAGAACGUGCCCGACCUGCAAGGGGAAGGCCAACUUGAAAGACCUGAGGUUCAUAUACGCGAGGCGCUUGGUAGCGGCGGACACUUCUCAAAUUACGGCUCUACAAAAACAAGUUGAGAUUCUUCAAUCAGACAAGAGCAGAACCGAACUGGAAUUAGAAAAGAUGAAGAUAGCACAUCGCGCUUGCGUGCAACAGCUCGAGGGCCUACGGAGCACCCUAAUGAAGUCUCAAUCUAACAAGGAGCAGCCUUCCAGGAAGUCCUGGAGGUUCGCCUUGGAGAAGAACCUUGAAAUAUGCAAGGACGGAGGCUGCAGAGUCCUGACCUACAACUGCCGGACCUACGAGUUGUAUGUGUCCCAGAAGAGCGUCAACUAUCUCUUCCCUGGAUUCGGGAUAAGGAAGAUCAGCUGUGUCGACUACAAGCUGGGGCAGUUCGUCCAUCUGCACCCGAAGCCGAUCCGCGACAUCACGUACUCCCAGCACCGGGACCUGCUGCUGAGCGUGGCCCUGGACAGCACGGCGCGGAUAGUCGAGCGCGGCAUCCUCAGCGUGACGGUGAACUCGGGCAUGCCGCUCUGGUCCUGCUCUUGGGACAACUUGCGCAGCAACGAGUUCUACGUAGGCGGCGUCGGAGGCGUGAUCCACCACUAUGACGUCAGAAACCCUAGCACCUACUUACGGAUGCUGAGCUCUCCGGGGGACCUGUCACCAGUUGUGUCUUUGUGUUCUACAGAAUAUGGUCUCUUGUCGUGCCAGUUGAACUCAUCGAAGCUGUGGGCGGUGAACACAAGGCAGUGUGAGCCGAGGGUCUUGCCCGUGGAAGGAUCGUUCAUGUCUCUGGCCUAUGAUAACGCGUCCCAACGCGCCGUCAUAGCGUCCAGACCGAGUUCGAAUGGUCUAGAAAGAUCUAAGUUGAGCGUCUGUAAAUUGAAACCGAGCAUACCGAACGGCGAAGUUAUUUGUGACGUGGUAGAAACAUUCUCGGGGUCGCUCAGGUCCUCGUUGAUGUCCAAAGUGGCCUGGGUGAGGUUAGCGAGCUCUGCGUGGGUCGCCGCUCAUUCUGAAAGCGAUUCAGCGCUUUAUUUGCACGGCGUCGACGGCACGCGGACCAUGUCCCUGCCUGCGUCGGAGCCCGCGCUGGACGUGUGCUCGGUCGAGACGAACGGAAGCAAUAUACUGGCGGCUCUGUCAGAGUCCCGGCUCAGGCUGUACAAGGCGGUCCCCACCAAUACGUGACACGAUUACAUCAUUCCAUAUUAAUGUAACUUUUAUAUUGCUUGACGACGUUGUAGCGUUCAAAUUGUCUUGACAGCUGUCAUUUUUGACAAGAGUCAUGAAAAAUUAAAUUGAGUGCUUGUUGUCUCUUUUGCUCCCGAAGCUGUGACUUCAGCAUGCAGCGUCUAUGGUCACUUGCUUAUAACAGCGCGCUAAGUACUUUGAUUUGUAUAAAUAUAAUAAUUCUUAAAUGAUAUUUUAGACUUUGUAAUAUAAUUUAUAUUUAAAAUG